Anastrepha ludens (Mexican fruit fly) is the source of this 2363-nucleotide messenger RNA. RefSeq names its product histone chaperone asf1 (gene asf1). The record is from RefSeq and is a predicted model, not a curated record. Gene Ontology annotation, molecular function: histone binding. NCBI's taxonomy places the organism in Eukaryota, Metazoa, Arthropoda, Insecta, Diptera, Tephritidae. The coding region runs from base 216 to 938 and encodes 240 amino acids. The transcript has a single exon. Gene Ontology annotation, cellular component: nucleus. Gene Ontology annotation, biological process: DNA replication-dependent chromatin assembly.
GUCAGAGGCAAUUGGAAUUGUCAUCGGUUAUUGUGCUUACUGAAAAUUUCGUCAUAGACAUAACUACACAUUUAAGGCAAAUAAAAAGCAUUUAAAAGUUAAGAAAAGCAGAAAAGAAGUUAACAAACCCGUAGUAAAUUUACAGACUGAAAAUAAGAAAAGUAGAAACGUUAUUUUAGAACGAUUUUGCAGCCUCUGUGUCGCUUGCAAGCGCCAUGGCAAAAGUACAUAUUACAAACGUGGUCGUAUUGGACAAUCCCAGCAGCUUUUUUAAUCCCUUUCAGUUUGAGUUAACGUUCGAGUGUAUUGAAGAACUGAAAGAGGAUCUGGAAUGGAAAAUGAUAUAUGUUGGUUCUGCUGAGUCAGAGGAGUAUGAUCAAGUGUUGGAUACGAUAUACGUAGGUCCCGUACCAGAAGGCCGUCACAUAUUUGUCUUUCAAGCGGAUCCUCCCGAUGUGACGAAAAUUCCAGAACAAGAUGCUGUAGGCGUGACGAUAGUAUUGCUUACUUGCUCGUAUCGUGGCCAAGAGUUUGUUCGCGUUGGAUAUUUCAUUAAUAAUGACUAUGCAGACCCCGAAAUGCGAGAAAACCCGCCGCCGAAGCCUCUGUUUGAUAAACUUACACGUAAUAUAUUAGCAACAAAGCCGCGCAUCACCCGCUUCAAAAUAAAUUGGGAUGACGCACCCUCUAAUGGACUACUGAACGGUAAUGGGCAAUUAAAUGCGCAUGCGAUGGACGAUAGAGAUGACGGCGCUUCGACUUCGGCAGCGGCGGGAGCAAUGAGACCUGGAUCAAACGGUAAUGGGUUUAACAGUGCUGGUUGCGAAUCGAUGGACACACCAGAAGCAAUUUGCGAUGAUAAUAGUCUGAACAUGCCAAUCGAAAAUGGUGUUACUGCACUUAAUGAAAAUUCGAAUUCGCUUGCCAUGGAGUGCUAGGAUAUUUCUAGUUUACCUAAGUCAUUCUGUUUAUAUCAUCCUGUUUACAAGUAUUUUUGUACCUAAUAUCUGUCACACCACAACCAAUUAGUAAUGCAUAUGCAUCGGCCUGGAAAUAUCUCAUUGUUUUUUUCUCAGUUGUCGCUAAUUCAGCUUUUUUCGGUUUAUAAUUUAGGUUUUUUUUUUGCAUUUUCGCUAAUAGAAUUAUAGUUUAUUGAAGAUGUUUAGUAAUCUAAUAAGCUAAUUAAUGAAAAUUAAUUUAUAAAUAUAGACAACUUUAAUUAUAAUUAAAAUCUAUUUAUAAUUAAAUGUUAUCACUUAAUAUGUAUAAAAGAAUGUUGUCUCUGCUGAGGGAUUGGUACUAUGACACAUGAAUGCACAUUUUCUAGAAUUAGUUGUUAUUGUGUUGUAACAUUAAUAUGCCCUAAAAAUUUGUUGGGGAAUGCUGAUGAAGUAACAAUCCUGAUGAAGUAACAAUCCUUGGCGGGCUGUAAAUCCGGGUCGUAGGAACGUGGUGAUGGCUGACUAAGAGUGCCGUUAUCCUAACAGCAAAAGCUCCUAAACACUUUUUGGAGUUGUUGUAUCAGCAUAAACAUUCCCCAUACUUACAUACGGGGAAUGCUGCUGGAGUUACAGUCCUUGGCCGGAUAUAAAUCCGGGUCGUUUCGGUAACGUAGAACCGACUGUUAUGGAAACGGACAUUUUUUGGAGUGUUUGUCCUUGCUGAUAUAAAAUCGGGUUAUUCCGCAUGGAGAUCGAGAACUUGGAAACGUUGAAAGGAUGGGUUGCCUGUUGAAUGGGUUUUAUUAAUUUCCAUCGUUUUAUGCAUAAUGUCGAUUCAUGAUUCAAUUAUUAAAGGUUUGCUCACUUGUGAAACUCCCUUACAAAAGGUCUCAUGAUAGAAUCAUGGAUAAAAUGUACAGGAUGUAUUUUACAAUUUAGCAGGAAAUUAGAGUUGCACAUCGUAAACUAGCCCUGUCUAGUGAACCGCUUUUCAGUUGCACAGUGUGAAAUUAUCAUAUUAAUAUUAGAAGCACGAAAUGGCUUGUUGACCAUUUUUCCAAAAACAGCAUUGAGAAGGCGCAUUAAGUGAAACAGCACGUUUCCUGGGCUUUACCGAUGGAUUGGUUAGACGAUGGCAAUCGGUAACUAAACUGCACUGGCAGGGCCUAGUGAAAUGCUGAAACAACAACAGCAUUAACCGUAACAGUCAGUUCCCCGUUUUCGAAGCAACCCGGAUUUAUAUCUGGAGUAGAACAUUCAUGUAUGGGGAAUGUUUAUGAUGCUACAACAACGACAGCAUAUAACGAAGAAAGAGCAAGGACCGUGCAGAGAGAAGUGAGGAGUGUCACCUCGUUUAAAUAAUAUUUAAAUACAUUAAUAUUUAUCCAUAUUAUUUUGUAAUAAAAUAUUUACACUUUUUAA